CCAGUGUCCUAAUCAGCUGCUCGACUCAAGGAACGGGGCUUGUGGUUCCACUUACGUGCUGAGAAUCAUAUGAGAAGACAUCUCUGGCAGACAUUCUGACUCCGACCCAGUCUCGGGCCUCUCGGCAGAGCCAGCCUCUGGUUCCUGGGCUUACGCGAAGAUGUCCGCAUUAACAUUCUUGCGUUGGACCCUUGACGGGAUGGAACCUCUUCCGGAUUGCGUCACAAAAAGCUACCCCACCUUCCCGCAUUUCUUCUUUCUCCUUUUUCCCAACACACAACUCCUACGCUCCAUUGUUGCGCCAAUUGACUUAUCGCUUCUACUAGGUCUUUACCUUCUCUAGACACAAUGACCGUUCCCCAGGUUCCCGGUCUGCAAAUCGAAGUCCAAGCCGAGGGCACGGGCGACCGCGAAACCAAGCGCGGUGACAGCAUCGACGUGCACUACAAAGGCACCUUGACCGAUGGGAAGAAGUUUGACUCUAGCUACGACCGUGGCGACCCGCUGAACUUCACCGUCGGCGCUGGUAUGGUCAUCAAGGGCUGGGACGAGGGGCUUCUGGGCAUGAAGGUUGGUGAGAAGCGCAAGCUCACCAUUCCCCCGGAGCUUGGCUAUGGCUCCCGGGGCGCUGGGGGCGUCAUCCCGCCCAACGCCACGCUCAUCUUCGAGACGGAGCUGGUGAAGAUCAAGAAUUGAGACUAUGCGGAUGAAAAUGCAUGAAGAGAGGUCCAACUUUCAAGGCACCUCUGUCAGAGAGCUCGGUAGAGGAGACAGAAACACUCAUUUCACAUACAAAUGAGAGGUUGAACACCAAUCUAGACGGUCUUUCCCGACAUGC
Messenger RNA from Canariomyces notabilis, 838 nucleotides. Its product is annotated as peptidyl-prolyl cis-trans isomerase. Gene Ontology annotation, biological process: protein peptidyl-prolyl isomerization. Gene Ontology annotation, molecular function: peptidyl-prolyl cis-trans isomerase activity. NCBI's taxonomy places the organism in Eukaryota, Fungi, Ascomycota, Sordariomycetes, Sordariales, Chaetomiaceae. Gene Ontology annotation, cellular component: endoplasmic reticulum. The record is from RefSeq and is a predicted model, not a curated record. The transcript is spliced from 2 exons. The coding region runs from base 349 to 696 and encodes 115 amino acids.